AUGAAGGCUUCCAAGAUUGAAGAAUCGUCAGAUGGUAACUAUGUGUAUCUUGACAACAAGAAAUUCGUCAAAAGUGACCUUAUCAAGGCCUUUGGUGGUGCCAUGAACCCAGGUUGGGCUGUCCCUUCGGUACACAAGUUUGGGAAUCCCGCCCCACUAGGGUUGAGUGCCUUUGCAUACUGCACGUUUGUUUCCUCCCUAAUCAAUAUCGGUACCAGGGGAACCCACAAUGAUUCCGUCAACACCGGCGCUGCUCUGUUCUACGGCGGGUUCAUCCAGAUGGUAGCCGGUCUUUGGGAGUUUUCACUAGAAAAUGCAUUUGGUGGUUUGGCUUUUUGUUCAUUCGGCGGAUACUGGAUGUCUGCCGCCACCUUGAAGAUCCCCUGGUUCAAUGCUACCGCCUCAUAUGCUACUGAGCACGAGCUGAACAACGCAAUGGGGUUCUUCUAUUUGGGCUGGCUAAUGUUCACCCUCCUACUUGUUUUGUGCACCGUCAAGUCCACGGUCCUGUUUUUCCUUUUGUUUGUUCUUGUUUUCCUUCGACUCAUGUUGCUCACUAUCUUCAGGUUCUACGAUCUACACUCAUGCGAAGUUGGCGCUGGCGUUAUAGGGGUCAUGGCUGCUCUUUUGGCAUGGUACCACGCCUAUGCCGGUUUGGCCACACGCCAAAACUCGUACUACGUCGUUGAUCCUAUUGCCAUGCCCAUAAUAAGCAUGAACGGCUUACGCAGAGCGGCGCCAAAAGACUCACAGGAGGACGACAUCGAGCUGGAAUAA
Messenger RNA from Pichia membranifaciens NRRL Y-2026, 777 nucleotides. RefSeq lists its product as hypothetical. Gene Ontology annotation, molecular function: acetate transmembrane transporter activity. The transcript has a single exon. Gene Ontology annotation, cellular component: plasma membrane. Bases 1 to 777 code for a protein of 258 amino acids. The record is from RefSeq and is a predicted model, not a curated record. NCBI's taxonomy places the organism in Eukaryota, Fungi, Ascomycota, Pichiomycetes, Pichiales, Pichiaceae.